AUGAAUAGUGUUCCUCAUGACAGCAUCUCCAUGUUCUUAAGAACUUUAAGCAGAGUAAAUGUUGUUACCCUAGUUUUGACUGUUUCCUCCACAGUGUCUCCUCUAAAUGUCGUGCUGCUGGGGAAAACUGGUUCUGGAAAGAGUGCCUCAGCAAACACCAUCCUGGGGAGGAAAGAUGCUUUUAAAGAGGAGUUCUCAUCUGAAUCUGUGACUGCAAUGUGCAGUAAUCAACAUACUGUAGUGAAUGGUAGAGAAAUUACACUGAUUGAUACACCAGGAUUGUUUGGUACAGAACAGUAUACAGAAGAGCUGAAGGGUGAGCUGGAGAAGUGUGUUGAGAUGUCUCUCCCUGGGCCUCAUGCCUUCCUGCUGGUGAUCAGGCUGGGGAGGUUCACAGAGGAGGAGAGGAAUGCUGUGAAGUGGAUCCAGGAGAACUUUGGUGAGGGGGCGCUGAAGUACACUAUAGUGCUCUUCACUCAUGGAGAUCAGCUGAAGGGUAUACCAGUGGAGGAUUUUCUGCGCAAAGGUUCUGCUCUCUCAUUUCUUACUGAACAUGUUGGGGGUAGAUAUCAUGUCUUCAACAAUGAGAGUAAAGACAGAACUCAGGUCAGAGAGCUAAAGGAGAAAAUUGAGGCCAUGGUGGAGGAGAAUGGGGGAGCAAACUACACCAAUGAGAUGUACAAGGAGGUGCAGAGAAAAAUAAGAGAAAAGGAGGAGAGAAGGAAGGCAGAGGAAGAGAGAAAGAAAAAACAAGCAGAGAAGGAGUUAGAAGAUGAGAGGAGGAAGGCAAAGGAAGAAAAGAGGCAGAGAUUGGAAGCAGAGGUGGUGGCUGCGGAAGAAAUGAGGAAGACAUUCGAAGCAGAGGUGGUGGCGGCGGAAGAAAAGGGGAAGAAUUUCAAAACACAGGAGACUGCCGCGGAAGAAAUGAGGCAGAGAUUCAAAGAAGAGGAGGAAAAAGCUCGAAGAUUUAAUAGGGUUGCAAUAGGACUAGCAACUGCAGGAACACUAGUAGUAUUAGAUGUGAGGUACACAGAGGAGGAGAGGAAUGUUGUGAAGUGGAUCCAGGAGAACUUUGGUGAGGGGGCGCAGAAGUACACUAUAGUGCUCCUCACUCAUGGGGAUGUGCUGAAGGGAAAACCAUUGGAGGAUUUUCUGCGCAAAGGCUCUGCUCUGUCAGCUUUCAUUGAACAUUUUGGGGGUAGAUAUCACGUCUUCAACAAUAAGAGUAAUGACAGCACUCAGGUCAGAGAGCUAAAGGAGAAAAUUGAGGCCAUGGUGAAGGAGAAUGGGGGAGCAAACUACACAAAUGAGAUAAGGUUUGUGGAAGGCGCCAUUGAAGGUCACUGA
Molecule: messenger RNA, 1347 nt
Organism: Clupea harengus (Atlantic herring)
Lineage: Eukaryota; Metazoa; Chordata; Actinopteri; Clupeiformes; Clupeidae
Product: GTPase IMAP family member 9-like
Exons: 4
Coding region: 1-1347 (448 amino acids)
Source: RefSeq, a predicted model, not a curated record